Ustilaginoidea virens is the source of this 2169-nucleotide messenger RNA. RefSeq lists its product as uncharacterized. The coding region runs from base 1 to 2169 and encodes 722 amino acids. The record is from RefSeq and is a predicted model, not a curated record. NCBI's taxonomy places the organism in Eukaryota, Fungi, Ascomycota, Sordariomycetes, Hypocreales, Clavicipitaceae. The transcript has 3 exons.
AUGGCAGACCAUCGUCCGAUGAGCAUCGAUGCCAUGCUCGACAUGGAGAGGCAAGAGGUGCUUGCCCUGCUGGAAAACAAAAACAUCAACAACGCUACCUCACCGACGCGAAUGCAGUCUUCGUCACCGUACACAACAACACCUCAAUCUGCUGUUCGAAGCAUGCUUGACAUCGAUGAAGAACCUCAAAGCUCUUCGCAAGCCCCCAAAACCCAGGCUCCGGUGAGAAGCAUGCUGGAUAUUGAUGGUCCCGUCGCAACAACGCAAGCUCCCGUUCGAAGCAUGCUCGAUGUCGAUUCUCCAUUGACUCCCAGAUCGGUCCACGGGCGAAGCUCCAGCCCCACGUCGCCGAAUGAACCCCUCUUCAAAGCUCGUUCUGCAUCAUCACAGGGCUCAUAUCACUUGCGGAAAUCAUCGGAUGCCGCGUUCAAGCCGGCCGACUUUGGUUCGCGUUCAGCAAGAAACUCUGACCGCACGUCCGAAUAUCAGUUCUCGGGCAUUCUGCCCCAGUACUCUGGGACUCAUGGGUCGAAGCGAUUGGCUCAAAGCGGCGGCAGCAAAAGGUUGCCGAGCGGGGUAUUUGGUGAGGCGCUUCGAAAUGCUGAUUUGAGCAGCUUGCAACUGCCAGUCGACAGCGGCCGCAACUCUUCUGUAUCCGGGCGACUGGGUCACAACAAAUCCAAGUCACCUCACGAACGCUGGGCCGCUCGUUCUAGGUCGCCCGCUACUUUCCAAAACGCCCUGCCGCCGAACAAGGCCAUGCUAGAUGAUGGGCAGAUUCUGGAUAUAAACAGUGCCUAUCGUAGGCUGUCGGACGCGAACCUGGCAUUUUCUAGAGGAAGCUUGUCGCAACUGCCCAUGCGGAAAAAGUCGGACGAUGUCGGAGAGGGGCGACUGGUAAAGGAUUAUCUGGGACCAGAUGGCGAGCAUCUCGAGUCCAGUGAGGACGAGGAGCCUCAUUCAUCCGAUGACGAGGACCGCGGCCGUAAGAAGGCUCCGAGGUCGCUGAAUCCGGAUGCUCAUGAAGAAGGCAAUCAUGCUGCCUCUCGCUCUCGUUCUGGACAGGGCACCCGGAAAACACUGAGCCUGUUGGCUGCGGCGGAUGAAGAGCGUUCGAAAAUUGCGUCACUGGAAAGUCAUACCUACACGUACAGGUCACUGUUGGAGCCAGAAAUAAUGAUUACAAACACUUCGGGCGACACGGUGAAGCCGUCCAAAACAGGGAUACACCCUCAUACCAGCUAUGAUCAGAAUCCGGCCUCGGCAAACCAGUCCAUGUUUGACUCGGACGAAGAGGCAGAUGUGGACGAUAUCAAGCGGGCUCAGAUGCUCUCGUUUUCCAUGACCAACAUUUUAACAGCAGCAGACUCGCACCGUUCGAUCCGCAUCAUCUACCGCGGAGACUAUCACAAGAUUGUUCAGACAGCCGAGGAAGAUCAUCGAAGGCUCCGAAAGUACUUGGUGGCUACUGACCUCAGCGACGAAUCCACUCAUGCCCUGGAAUGGGCAAUCGGGACGGUACUUCGGGACGGCGACACCUUGAUAGCGAUUUACUGCGUGGACGAAGAAACCGGCAUCGUGACUAGUGAAGCGUCUCUUGUGCCGGAUGAUGCCAAGGCCAUGAGGGAGCAAGCAGCAGCCAUCAACUCGGUCGCCAACGCCAAGGGAACCCCGGCCCCCGUGACUCCGGUUGUCGAGCUGAAGAGGGCCUCGGCCCUGCAGUCGCGCCCCGGCUCUGCAGGUGGUCGAACACCGGCAUCUUCCCCGGGACCGUCGCAGAGGUGUGACUUGCAAAGGGCGGCGGAAGAGCGACACCGAGCGAUUCAGGAAAUGACGGACAAGAUCCUGCGACUGCUGAGGAAGACACGCCUACAAGUCCGAGUGAUUGUAGAGGUGCUGCACUGCAAGAACCCACGACAUUUGAUUACGGAAAUGAUUGAUUUGAUCAAUCCCACGCUGGUCGUGAUUGGAAGCAGGGGACGCAGUGCCUUGAAGGGUGUUAUUCUGGGAUCCUUUUCCAACUAUCUCGUGACCAAAAGCUCGGUGCCGGUCAUGGUGGCGAGAAAGAGGCUUCGCAAGCAAAGCAAGUAUAAGCAAAAGGCCGUCAAGCAGGUGAACAACUUGAGCAACGCAGCAGCCCGGAGUCUGGCCAAUGCUAAGAUUGAUUAA